Molecule: messenger RNA, 1200 nt
Organism: Manduca sexta (tobacco hornworm)
Lineage: Eukaryota; Metazoa; Arthropoda; Insecta; Lepidoptera; Sphingidae
Exons: 5
Coding region: 305-961 (218 amino acids)
Source: RefSeq, a predicted model, not a curated record
AAUAAAGUUACGGUAGGGAAAUAAAAUGUUUACGACGCCUGGAAAAAAACCGCGACCGAAUGACACGCGAAACUGCGAUAAAUUGAUCAUCAUUAUGAAAGAAAGUUUGAAAGAAAAAAAUAUAAGCUCAGUCCACAACGUUAACCUGAACUAACCACAAACAAACGUCAUAAACAAACCUAUAAACAAGUAAAAAAUAUUUGAUUAUCUACAUUUAUUUACAUGCGGUCGUUUAUUAUGGAAUUUUACGCAUAAUUUUUCGGGCUAUAAAUUAAAAGAAACCGUAAAUUUUAAAGUGUGAACGAUGUCGUUUUUAACGGAAUAUUUCGAUGAAUUUCGCCAACAUCCCAUCAGGAAAACUAAGAUGUGUCGGCCAGAGAACAGGUGGGCGAAAUUAGAAGGAAAAUGGUUGGAUCCAAAAGUGGGAACAGAGGACAAAGCAUGGACGGACGAGGAGAUAGAAGCUUUCAUAAAGAGUACGAUGAGAAGCCUGCGCGGACAGUCAACUUACUACAACGACUACUGUGCUCAUUUAUCGCCAGAAUUCAAAACCCGUCCAUUCAAACCGCGCGAAAAGAAGAAGAGGCCAUGCGUGUCGAAGAGUGAGAAGGUUGAGCAAGAGGAAGCUCCCCCGCCACAGGCUGCAAAGCUCGCCAUGAAGGACACCGAGCUGAUGAAGGUGGCGCGCGAGAUCUACGAGGGAGACAUGGACAAACCAACUUUGGAGCCGCUGCCCACGCAUCUGAGAAUUUUAGGCUACGUCCGCCCCUGUUUGUAUAGGACGGGGAUAAGUGAGUACCAGGAGAGCAUAGCCCGCCUGGCGUACGAACUGAUCCGUGACGAUCGCAUCCCGCGGUACUACGCACACAACGGCUGCCGGCCGCGCUGGGGCCUGCCGCCCGAAGGUAUCAGGCAACCAGAACUCGACGGAAUACCAUUCGCAAGCGAACGAUUGUUUUGAAUUCUGCAAAUGCUAUAGUAAUUAAGAUAUUUCACAUAAAAAGAGCUGUAGAUGCACAGGAUGCCAAUAUUGUGCAGCAAGCACAUCUAUAGCAAGCUAUGAAUUUAUAGUAACCUGGAUAGUAGGUAUUAUAAUGCGGCGGACGUGCGAAACCUGCCGAAUGUAUAAAUUUUUUGAAUAAUUUUUCAUGGGUCUUUUAUUGCCGUUUUUUACUGCUUUUGUUUUGAAAUUAAAUAAUG